AUGAAACAACGAGCUUCAUUGCUAUCAAAAACGAUACUUAUAAACAACAGCACAAAAAAUUUAAAUACAAUAAGAUGCCUAAGUACAAAAGAGGCCUUGGAACGUCGUAAUCAUCUUUUCGUGCUAGAGAAGAAACGGCAGCAAGAAAAGGUUGGGAGAGUUGAGAAAAUUGAAGUUAACUAUAAAGGUGUACCUAAUAACUGUACAUUCGUUAUGAAUAAAGAUAUUUCUACACCAUAUGACUGUGCCAGACAUUUAGGAGAGUGGCAUAUGGAGUCCAGUGCUUUGGCUUUGUUGGAUGGUUCAGUACACUGGGAUAUGCAUAGACCUCUUACUGAAAACUGCACAUUAGAGCUACAAAGAUACAACAUACCGGAGCCACAGCAAGUCAACAAAGCCUUCUGGCGGACAUGCUCCUUAGUUCUUGGUGCUUGCGCAACUGUUGCCUUCAAAGAGUCUGUUCCUGUCAAAUUGCAUAGUUUUCCUGGACCAGAUAUCCGUAGUGGUUCCUUCAUUUACGACAUAGACCUCCCAACUCUGGAGUGGAGUCCCUCCCACCAGGAGCUGCACACCCUGAGUGCGGAGUACGUGCAGCUCUGCAGGAAGCAGCUUCCGGUGGAGCGCCUCGACGUGUCACAGGAGUUGGCGUUGGAAAUGUUUGUGGAUAACCAGCACAAGGUUAAGCAGAUACCAAGUAUAGCUAAAGCCACUGGCAAAGUGACGUUAUAUAAAAUAGACAAAUAUAUAGAUAUAUCGAAAGGACCGAUGAUAGCUAACACGGGGCAGAUAGGACGAGUUGCCGUCACGUCAGUUCACAAGUUACCAGGGACAGCGGAGAGUGACGUCAAGCAGCUGUACAGGUUCCAGGGAGUGGCGCUGCCCACUGGAGUCAUCUUGAACCAUUUCGCUUUCACCAUUCUCAUUGAAAGAGCCAAGAAAUUGAACUCAGCACGGUCUCCGCUACAUCCUUACACUGAUCACAGGGAGCCACAAGAGAGCAUGGCAGCGAGAGCA
Molecule: messenger RNA, 1014 nt
Organism: Brenthis ino (lesser marbled fritillary)
Lineage: Eukaryota; Metazoa; Arthropoda; Insecta; Lepidoptera; Nymphalidae
Source: the annotation of a GenBank genome assembly